This is a messenger RNA of Pseudophryne corroboree (corroboree frog), 2850 nucleotides long. RefSeq names its product patched domain-containing protein 3-like. Gene Ontology annotation, cellular component: membrane. NCBI's taxonomy places the organism in Eukaryota, Metazoa, Chordata, Amphibia, Anura, Myobatrachidae. The transcript has 4 exons. The record is from RefSeq and is a predicted model, not a curated record. The coding region runs from base 1 to 2850 and encodes 949 amino acids.
AUGAAUGGGUGUCAUGCAGACUGCUUGGAGAAACCACUCUCCAGGGGUUUCUGUGAACUGGGGAAACUGGUAGCCAGAAAUCCAUGGUGUUUUGUGAGCAUUCCUGUUAUUCUGUCUGUUGGAUUGGGAGUUGGAUUUUGCUUUCUGGAGCAAAAGCAAAUCAAUAAGCUGGAAGAGUUAUUUACUCCAGAAGGAGGGAUUGCAAAGAGCCAGAGAGAUUUUAUUAAGACGCAUUACCCUGUUAAUGACUCUGGCCAGUUUUCAGCACAACGGCUGUACACAGUGGGAACUUACGCAUCUCUCAUCAUUGUAAGCACAUCACAAAAUAUCCUGAAUACGACUGUCUUCGAGGAACUUCAGAAGUUGGACAGCGCAGUGAGAAACAUGACCUCGACGUCUAGCUACAGUUUCAAUCAACUCUGCACUCAAGUCAAUGGCAAUACUUGUUUCCCACCCAACCCUUUACUUACCUUAAUGCAGAAUAACACUGAGGAUCUCCUAAUAACCUACCCCAUGCUCCAUAACGGGAUAUUUGUGGGACUGUACUUUGGAGGUGUGACACUGAGUCCAGACAAUAACUUACUGAAGGUUAAAGCCCUGCGAUUCUUAUAUUACCUGAGAGAAGACAAUGACAAAAUCCACAAUAGCUUGGAAUGGCUCGAGCAGUUUAUGGAAUCCAUCCCUCACCAACUUGAAAAAUUACAACUCAAAUCUAUAAAGGUGUACCACUCAACAUCUAUUUCUCUACAAAAGGAGUUUGCGGGAAGCACAGAAAGUGUGAUCCCUCUGUUCUCCAUCACCUAUAUUGUGAUCAUUCUGUUCUCCGUCAUUUCUUGUGCCAGUUUGGAUAAUGUGCGAAAUAAAAUUUGGGUGACCACACUCGGAGUCAUAUCACCAGGAUUAGCCAUAAUGGCCAGUUUCGGGCUGCUCCUACUGUGUGGAGUUCCAUUCGCCAGGACAGUUGUAAAUGCUCCAUUUCUUAUUCUUGGAGUCGGAGUGGACAACAUGUUUAUUAUAAUCUCCUGUUGGAAGCAGACAAAAGUAACAAGCACCCUGGAAGACAGAAUGGCUCAUACAUACCGAGAGGCGGCGGUUUCCAUCACUAUCACCACUCUCACCGAUGUGUUGGCGUUCUACAUCGGCAUAAUGAUCCAUUUCCCCUCAGUGCAAUCAUUCUGUAUUUAUACCGGGACUGCCCUUGUCUUUUGCUACAUCUACUGCAUAACUUUCUUUGGUGCCAUACUGGCAUUGAAUGGGAUACAUGAGAAUAACAACAGACAUUGGUUCAUUUGUGUAAAAGUGAAGGACAAGAAGGACAAUGAUCAGUGUUCCUUGUACAAUGCAUGUUGCACUGGGGGAACAUAUGACAGAACACGUGAGACAGAGACUGAGCACCCAAUGACUGUAUUCUUUUAUAAGUACUAUGGUCCAUUUCUUACAAAUCCUUGGGCGAGGAUAUCGACCUUGGUUUUCUAUCUGGCAUAUCUAUCCGCUAGUAUUUAUGGAUGUGUCCAGAUUAAAUAUGGAAAUGAUAUCCAAAACCUGGCUAAAGUCAAUUCUUCCUUGACUCACUUCUAUAAUAUGGAAGCUUUAUAUUUUUCAAAGUAUGGGCCAAGGCUUAUGGUGGUUGUGACUAAUGAGGCUGAUUACUGGGAGAUAAAGACCCAGGUGGUCAUUGAAACUUGCAUGAGAGAGUUGGAAAAGAGCCCGUACAUCGCCAAAGAAUACUCCGUAUCCUGGCUGAGAACCUAUGAGAAGAUUGCUAAGGAGAAGAAUCUCAACAUAACCAAGAAAGAAAAUUUCAUACAAAAUUUGAGUAGACUCUAUGCACAUGUUUCAGAGUUCAAGCAGGAUAUCGUAAGAGACAGGAAUGAAAUUAAAACAUCCAGGUUCUUCAUUCAGGCCAUAAAUGUAUUCAACAUCGAUGACGCCAAAGAUAUGUUAAUCCACUUACGAGGCAUAACAGCUUCUUGCAAUGUUGAAAUAAUUGUUUACCAUCCAUUAUUCAUUUACUUGGAUCAGUAUAUUGUAAUCAUUCAAAACACAAUCCAAAAUAUUGUUGUGGCAACUGUGGUCAUGCUGGUGAUUUCCAUUCUGUUCAUACCAGAUCCGCUGUGCUCAUUAUGGGUGACGUCGACAAUUGCGUCAAUUAUUGCCGGUGUUAUCGGCUUCAUGUCCUACUGGAAAAUUAAUUUAGAUUACAUAUCGCUGAUUAAUCUUGUCAUCUGUAUUGGGUUCUCCAUUGAUUUUUCAGCUCAUAUUUUAUACGCAUUUGUUACUAAUAGGAAGACGAAUGCAAGUCAAAGGGUGAUUGAUGCUUUGCAUGUGUUGGGUUACCCCAUUGUGCAAGGAGCUCUGUCAACAAUCCUAGGGAUUGCGGCACUUUCAACCACAGAAACCUAUAUCUUCGGAACCUUUUUCAAGAUCAUGCUCCUGGUCAUUGUAUUUGGUGCACUCCAUGGGCUGUUAUUUAUCCCUGUGUUCUUGAUAACGUUCGGUGCUUGCAGGAUACCAUGUAACAGUGAAAUAGAACCUGAAAAAAAUGGGUCUGGAGGUACAAAGUCAUUGCCGGCCGCUGUGAUCUAUAGACCGCACCCUUUAGCUUUUGAAAAUGGUAUGAGAAGGCCAGAGUUGAGUCUGCCAGGGUAUUUCAGUACUGCACCCUGCGGGGGGGACUGUGGGGGUUUCGGCAAGGACUGCUACUGUAUGAGUUGGCAGAGAAAUGUUUACUGUGUUCUUCAUGCAGUAGAUGGACAGAGCAAUGAUGACAAUACAAACAAAAUAGUGGAAUAUAGGAAGAGGAUGCUACAAGUUUACCGUGAUCAUAAAACUGAUCAGGGCUGCAAUUAA